Messenger RNA from Contarinia nasturtii (swede midge), 1373 nucleotides. RefSeq lists its product as uncharacterized. NCBI's taxonomy places the organism in Eukaryota, Metazoa, Arthropoda, Insecta, Diptera, Cecidomyiidae. The transcript is spliced from 3 exons. The coding region runs from base 168 to 875 and encodes 235 amino acids. The record is from RefSeq and is a predicted model, not a curated record.
UCGGCCGAACACUCGAUUACCACUUGUUGUGCGGUACAGUUUAAAAGAAUAACAGUUUUGCAAAUAAAACAACGCAGAUAAAAAAAAGUAGCUGAUACCGAGAAAAAGAACACAGACAUCUACGAAAAGUUUUAUUCGAUCAAAUAAACUUAAAAAGGUCAUUCAAAAUGUGGAACAUUAACGAGGAUGACUUUAUCCAUAGCCUUGAUGAUUGUGACACAGAGUUCGUAACACCAGAUGAAGUCUACCCGGAAGUGAUGCAACAGCAAACGAUGCCAGUGACUCAAAUUCCAAGUAACUCAACGAAAAAAAAACCCAAAAAUGGUGAGCUCACACGAUUGCUACAAAACACACCAGGUAUUUUGGCACCAAUUGACUGCUUUCCAAAGUCAUACGUUAAACCGACACCAGAGGAACAACCAUCGAUUAUUCUCGAUGAUCGUAUCCCAAUUUUUUUGGGCAGAGAAUAUUUUCGAUUCGAUCGAGAUCCAGAGCCAAAUGAAGUCGACGAUGACAACGGUGAAAACGAUGCCAAUAAUGGCAACGACAACAUUGGCGCAAAUUCGAUUAAUUCGAGUCAUAACUGGAGUUUGGGUGAAACAGAUACCAACCGAAAUUCAAGUGAGAGUGAUACGAAUGUGGGACGUGAAAUGACAGUUGCUGAUUAUAGACGCCAAUUUUGGACACUUUUCAGUGACAGCGAAGAUGUCGAAAGCCCAGUCGCCACCCCAGUCGAAAAAGUGAAAGAGAGCAAAAUGGUUGACAACAGUGUGGUACCAAAGGAGAUCAAGAAACGCUACUACACGCCAAGAGAAAUUUACAUGAUGAAACGCGGUAACAAGCCAGAAAAGGUCGACGAUGAGAAUAACAACUGAGCAACUCCGAUGCUCUGACUCAUCGAUAUUACGGACUGAGGAAUAUUAAAAACAAAAUUAAACGAAGUUGAAGAAAGUCUCAAUUGCUCAAAAGAUAAAAUAAUCUUUAUAAUUUACUCAAAAACAUUCAAACCAGUGCCAAAAAUGACCAAGAAAGAAAUAUGUUUCUGAAAUUUCUGUUUUCGCGGAAAUUAAAAAAAAUUAACCAAAUGAACCGAACUAACCGGUACUAAGUGAUAAAUCAAAGGUCUAGUUAACAUUUUAUUCAGUUCUGAUAUAUUUAUCAAAAUGAAAGCUAUCUAAGUUAGAUAAUUAGAAAUAUACCUCAAAUAUACGAAAAAGAUCAGGAAUACAUACUCUAAAGAAAAAUAUACAAUUAAUAUUUUGCCGAUAUGUUGUUAUUUGAAAGAUUUUUUUCAUAAUCCCCUACGGAUUAAAUUAUUUAAGAUUCAUUCAUUUAUAAAAUCAUGGAGCGGUGCUCAUUCGAAAUGUCAAAAA